UGUAUGUUAGCUAACGGCUCUCGGUGUUCGCUGUCAGUCGGAGACGGAGAGCCGGAGGAGCGGGGCGAUGCUAGGCUUCUCACCGCGGGACUGAAGGGACGGACCGGGUGUAAAAUCAGAGACCGGACCCCUCUGGAAUGAGGUCUUUUGUUUCCAGACACGAGCAAUAACGAGAACCAUGGUCACCAAGAAAAUCCGGACGGAGUACAUGAAGAAGUUCAGGGAUCCCAAAUGGGAGACGUUUUCCAAAUGUUACGAGGACUCUCUGAAGUACCGUCUGACCCGGAGGGUGAUGGAGCAUUCCCACAACCCCUGGUUCUGGGAGGGCUGGGACUGCGGCUCUGACUCCAGCGGCUGGUCCACGCCGAGGCUGACCAGGAACAAAGUGGCCCCCCUGUCCCUCCCACUGCCGACGUCCUCGGAGGGGAAGCAGAGGCCGUCCAGUCCGGGACUGAAACCUCCUCCUGGGGACGGAGAGACUGAGGUGGGAGCUGGAGAGGCACCGGUCGCAGACGCUGCACCGACCGCAGAAAACGGUGUGAAUGAAGCCAGCGGUGCUUCGAUGGCGGCGGCCCCAAACAGCAGCGGGCCCUCAGACGACACGGCGGCGGACGAUGGUCCUGCUGACACGCCGUCUUCUGACGGAGAGCCUGUAAACCCGGCGCCGAGACGACGUCGCCGCCGCCGCACCCCUCGGCCUGAGCCGGGACACCGGGACAGUUCCCAUGACGACGAACCGGCUGUCGUCCGCAAACAGCAGAGAGCGAAGAGCCAACCACCGAUCAGCACCAAGGAGCAGGAGAACCGGAGGCCGUCCGGCCGACUGGACUGGGCCGAGACACAGACGGAGGUCAGGAGGACGCCGAAUGACAACAACACGUCCGACGCCUGCGUUCAGACCCGACGACAGUCCGACAAAUGGAGCUCCAACCUGGACCGUCGGCGGGCUCGGUCAGCAGACCUGGAGAAGAUGAGGCGGUCGCAGCUGACGGUGGUGAACGACCGCUGGAUGACGGAGUACAUGCGCUGCUUCUCCGCCCGGCUGAGGUAGAGACAGGAGCCAAACCCCGAUCCCUGAAAACCAGGUUUACUCACUGGACGGUGGAGCAGGGGUCGUUAGUUCGUUCAGCUGAAACAACAAGACGAACUGAGGAUCGCGUUGUCUCGUUACAGUCCAUCAGACCAAAACGGCGCUCGCUGUCUUGUCUUGUCUUGUCUAAAGUCAGGAAGUAGGCAGAGCUCUCAAAAUAAAUUUCAAUAAAACUACAGAAACAGAGGAAAGUUUUGGAAGACUUUACGAUAAAACAGGGUUAUGUCAUGGUCAUCAGAUAUAGAUUCAUCCCCCUUGACAAAUCGCAUUUUAUUAGUUUCUUAGUUUGGUGAAUGGCUCUAAAUACUACAGUACCCAUAAGCCCCAGUGGCUCUUCCUAUGUUAAAGGGACUGGCUUACUCAGAACUAUAGCCUGAUCGAAACUGGAUUUUUUAGGCUAAUAUUAAUAUUUAAAAAAUCUGAAAGUGAUAUAUCGGCCUAUAUAUAUAUAUAUAUAUAUAUAUAUAUCUUUUUUUACAUAACAAACAUUUUGAUCCUGUACAAUUUAUAAAACUGGGACCAAGAAAUGUACUGAGUGGGACAUUUUACAGUGUAACUGUUCGAUAGAGACAGUUUCUAAAUCACCUGAAAAACGAAUCUUUGGCAUUUCUUUGUUAACAUUUCUUGUUAUUUAAUAUCAGCCGACAUAUAUACGUAGAUAUAUCUAUAAUAAGCUAAUAUCGGCCGGUCUUGGUUAUCGGUCAGGCUCCAGUCAAACACUUCAUCAUCACCGUCACCAAUGUAUCCAAAUUAUUCAACCAGGAGAGUGUCAUUUCUCUUUAAAGCGGCUAUAAUCGAUAUUUUUAUAAGGUUUAAGAGUUGUAAAUGCUCCAUCAUGCCUUUUAACUAUGCAAAAAAUGAACAGGAGUUUCACUUUGAACCCUGGUGACCUGAUAUAACUCUGCCCUCUUCUUUACUUUACGCAUUAUGUCCUUUAUGAUGAAGUAACGAGACGACGGGAACUGUGUUUUCUUGUUGCUUCAGUGUCCCUUCGAGAGCGAAUCGCUGCUGUCGAGGAAAAAACAAAACCCAGCCACGCGCCCUGUUGAGUCUAAAGUUUAUACGGUCAUUUAUUUUUAGACCGUGUGAUUUAAAUUUCAAGAUAUUCACCAAACAUUAAACAAGAUGGGAUCGAGUACUGGCCGAGUCUAAAGAUGCAUUCAUUAUGGUUCGGCGACCUGAUCCGUGAUGGCAGAAGCCGUGGAUCAGGGUUCAGUAAUAAUAAUAAAUCUUUAACCUUCUCCCCUCUGAUAAAACACGACAAUCAGCUAAACGCUAAAACACCAGCAGCUGCUUAAAUAAUCACUUCUAGCGAUUUUACUAUAAAAAUAUCAUUAGUGUUUGAACCUGAUAAAACACCUCUUUUAACAUUCAGCAUGAUAAACAAAAAUCUGAUUUUAAACAAUACGUAUCAUUGGAUUUUAAUGUGCUUUACAGGUCCAGGAGAUCCCUACUUGUCUUGUGUGAAAGCGCCUCAGGUUGAAUGAAGUUCGGGUCUAAAUCUGACCGUUUAAAGGCAUUUACGAGUAAUUUGCAAAGAAACUUCCGCUUUUCAAAUGUGUGUUUUCCAGCCGACGGCAGCGACGCGGUCUGCAGGAACAGUGUUGUUCUUCGGUCCGAAAACAUUUUCAGACGCGACGGGCUGAAAUAGUUUUCUGUGUUUCUGUCGAAGCUGUUCGCAGUUUGAUGAUGAACAAACAUCAGAGAGAAUUAAAUCACAUCCAGAUCACUAUUUGAAUGUAUUUAAUUUCUCCGAACACACUGCUGUGCUUUAUUUUAGCUGUUAAUUCUUCUCUCAGACACAUUUAGUCAUUUUCACUUCUCUUUCACAAAGGCAGCUGUGUUUUUAACUCAAAGUGUUUGAUUUAAGAGGCAGCAGAAAGGACCAAACUGGAGUAUUUUUGAUAUUUGAGUAUUUUGGAUCUACAGACUCAAGUUUAGAUUUGAAUAAACUACGUAGAAACACAAGAUUUAUCAAAUAAAAUUAGUAUUUAAGGUAUUUUCUGAGUAGAAACUAUAUUUAAGCUGUGCUACCUUUCUAAUAAUCUCAGAGUUUAGUUUGCUUGUCUUCAGGGUUUGGCACAUUGAGAUGCAGCUUCUGGUUUACUUUGAUUUUAACGAGAAAUAAUCUGCAGUAGGACCAAUGAAUCCAAGCAGAUUGAAUAACAAGAGGAUUUGAGUUUAACUUCUUGGGGCUGAUUGUGCAAAAGUAAGCUUUUUUUGCUUUUGCAUAAGUUUUAAAUAAUACCUUUGUAAGAUUAAUUCAAAUGCAACACUAUAAUAUUGUUAAUUCAUGUUUAAGCUGAAGCUUAUUUGGUUUCAGUAUCCAGGGUUUCCUGCAGGUUUCUUCAGCGGAGGCGAACCACCUAAAAGACCAUAAUGUCACAAAGAAUGAAUUCACUUUUGUGAAACAACACAUUAACGGUCGGGGGGAGCGAGCGGAGGCAUUGAUAAGGCCGUCAUCAAAUCACUAAACUGAUCACACGGCUCGUCGGGAUUGAGGUUUACGCCUCAGCAACUCUUUAUUUUACAGGUCUGUCAUUUCCCAGUUCAGUUUUUCUUGUUUCGAGUUAUAAUAAACAAAAGUUAUGACAUUUGUAUAGAAAUGAAUGUGCUUUAACAUCAGGCUCGUUUCCUAGAAAGAACUAUGUAAUUUGUAAUACAGUAAAUUAAUGAACGAAUGAAUAUUAUUUUAGAGUUUAAAUGGGGCUGCACCAAUAAUUACUCCAACUUACAUGGUUCUUUACAGAAAGGAUAACUGAUUGUGAAUUAUUGGGGAAUUACAGACCCAUAAAAUAAAGAUUUAUCACGUUUUUCCUGCUCGAAACCCUGAAAUCAGUUUCCUCUUUCAGUUUGGCGUUUGUAUCCAGCGAUGGGAUGAAAAUGGGGGAAAGGGAAUGUUUACAGUCAGUAUAUUAUACAUUUUAAUGGAUGUGAACAUAUUUUAGCGCCUUGUUGACGGAUUUUAAACUCAUCUGUUUCCAUCAAAUCGCACAGAUUGUGUCAUAGUGAAGAAAAGUUUGUUUUUCUGAUUGUUUGUCGACUGUUUGAUGUAACUAAAGAUUGUAAACACACGUCGAUGUCAUCGUGACUCAAACUGAGGGCUAAUGUUCAUGACAUCCUGCGAGUACACUUUUAAAACUGAGUGCAUAUAAAUUCACUGAGAAUGUUUAUUACCGGCUGAACCUCGUCACUCUGAAUGUGCAAAACUGUUUAUUUAGUUUCAUUUAAUAUUUUCGUUUUCACUCUUCAGCUGCGAGACGUCGAGGAGACAAACCAUUUUUUAAAGCGUCCGGUCUGAAACAACACACUGCUGUUACUUUAUUUUAACACUACAGGCAUCGAUUUGUGUUACUGUUCAAAAAACGGCAACUCCUAAUAUGAUUUUACUCACAUUUUCUCACUUUGUAAGAACAAAAAUCAAGAUUCGACACUGGAAAUGUGUCGUUUCGGGUGAAAUUUUCACAUAUUUUGGCAUUUAAAAUAUGUGAACAUUUAAAAAAAAAAGAAAAACGGUACAUAAAGAAUUAUAUUAAACAAACGCUUGGUGGGUCAGUGUCUUUAAAGCUGUUAUAUUCAUCCAAUUCUGUUGCUGUUGCUUAUGGCUUUAGUGUCAGAUGAUGGUCCUGUUGUCGCCCUGACAAGAAGAAACUGACGGCUGAAAAUAUUAAGAAUAUGUUCCCUUGAAAAUGAUCAAAAAGAUCAAAAUAAACAUCAGAAUGGACAUAAAAUAUCAACUAAUGGGGGCUUCAGGUAUAAAAAUAUUGAUAUUAACCUUCAAAAACUCACGUUGUUAAUUCACUUUUUUGGUUUUGUUUGAAGCGUUUGUGGCUUUAAUGUCUUCAGCGUGAACAGUCUCAGCUGUGUUUCUGUGUUUGAGGCUUCGUCAAAGUUCACUAAGAGGAGAUUAAACUGUCAGCAGGUGAAGUCAAAACAGACAACUUUAUUUAAAAGAAAAUGUCAGAUUGUUAUUUGAACUCCCUAAAAUCCAGUUUUCCUCUUAUAUUUCCACUUGAUUAGCUUUAAAAUGAUUGAAAUUAUCUUGUUCCACGCUGUCUGACUGUGUUACAUACAGUAUUUAUUCUACAUCGGCUUGUUCCGACCCUUCGGUGAAGCUAUAUUUCACUAAUAUAUAAAACAUUUAGUUUUUUAUGCAUCAUUUCACACACAUUUUGCCCAAAUUCAGCCCAACAUAGUAGUAAUAUUAAGAGUUCUGUGAGUUUGAACAACGUUUGGCUGCACAGCACAAGUUAAGGGGGUUGAAGGGGUUAAAUCAGAAUCAGAAAUACUUUAUUGAUCCGAGGGGAAACUCUUUAAAGGAUCCUGAAUGAAAUGAUAUCGUAAGACAGUGUCAGAAGCAACUCUGAGACCUCGUUUUUCCGAACAAACAAUAAAAUGAAGAAAGUUCAGAAAAUGUUUCAAACGAGCCAAACGAGCCCUUUACUAUUUGUAUUUAAAUUGAAUGACAUACUUCAGAAAAUUAUCAUUACUGUGUAGUUAAAAAUAAAAAAUAAAAGUGUCUCAGGCGGAAAGAAGCUGAAAUUACACACAGAUUGAAUUCUGUACUGAGGUGAAGAGGUUCACGUGGUUUCGUGUUUGCAGAUACUUUGUGGUGUGUUUUUGUUUAUUUGAUGAGUUUGAGUUUUGAGUCUGAACGUUCAGACAAUCAAAGCAAAAUAUCCAAACUGUUGUCGAGCAGCUAAUUCGACUGUGUAUUUAUAGAAAAUCCCACAUUUUAACUAAAAACAGGCACUAAAAUAUAAACUAGUUAAAUGCACAGAAAGUUGCUUUUAUUUGCUGGCUGUGUCUCUACUAAAGCUUUGAGUUUGUGUGGUUUAUUUGCAGAAGAUAAUAUGAAAUAUGUAUCUCACAUCUGAGUAUUUUAUCUCCAACUUCGUUUACCUUUUUGGUCACUGUAUUUGUAUUUGAAAACAUGCACAACGAUAUAUAUAUAGAUAUAUAUAUAUAUAUAGUUAUAUAUAUAUAUAUUUUCAUCCACUUUGCUGUGAAUAAAUCAUAUUUGAGUAAAAUCACAUUUGAA
Molecule: messenger RNA, 6131 nt
Organism: Siniperca chuatsi (mandarin fish)
Lineage: Eukaryota; Metazoa; Chordata; Actinopteri; Centrarchiformes; Sinipercidae
Gene: ccsapa
Product: centriole, cilia and spindle-associated protein a
Exons: 4
Coding region: 179-1051 (290 amino acids)
Biological process (GO): regulation of mitotic spindle assembly
Cellular component (GO): cytoskeleton; ciliary basal body; ciliary transition zone
Molecular function (GO): microtubule binding
Source: RefSeq, a predicted model, not a curated record